CAGUAUUUCGUUGAUGAAAACAGUCUGUGCCAUGUUAACGGUCGUUGAGGAUCGUUCCUCGCCUAUUGAACGCAAUUAAAAAAUAUAACGAAUAUAUACAAAAGGCGAUUAGUAUAAGUGAAGCGCUGAAAUUCGAGCACAACCGCCAAGCGAGAAAGGGACAGAUAAAGCACGAGGGCAUAGAAACGACUGCUCGGGGAAUUAGAAUAUAUUUAUGCACAAUUUUUGACACGCUUUCGACUCGGGGUGUGCUGAAGACAAAGCAAAUAAGCAAGUAAUAUUUUAAGUAAAAAGUCAUUUGAUGAACAAAGCGAACGGAUCAAAGGUCAAGGAACAAAAUCAACAACAAACACAAUAACAACAUGUCCAGCUGGAGCUUGGCCAGUGCCGUUUCGCCAACGGUCACGGGCGCCGCUGCCGGUGACGUCAUCGGGCUAAACAAUCUCAAAGCCGCCUCCGACAGAGACAUUGCAACAGCGACUGAUAGCAAACAGCAAAAGGUAGCCCGUCCAACCACACCUGUGCCCGUCAAGAAGUUAACCUCGAAGCGGCCGCCACAUUUAACAUUGCACAUUCAACCGCCGCCGCCGCCAACAACAACGACAACAACAACAAGAACAAGAGAAGCUCACGAAGCGCCUCUGGCAGAGGCGGAAAACAUCGCGCUCUCCUGCAGCUCCUCCAUCUUUGGCACACCCCUUGGCUCUGCCGCAGCACUCGGCGGCAUUGCCACACCGGAGAGCCACAAUACAAGCAGCUCCACCAGCCACAGCAGCAACAGCACCGCUGGCUCCAUUUUCCCCCACGAGCAAUAUAAGACAAUCAAGAAAAUUGACAUACAAUUCGAUAAUGUGCAGCAUAGUGCAAAAUUUGGAUUCUUCAAGAGAGAAAACAAAGACAUACUGAAGGGUUUGUCGGGCUACUUUCGUUCCGGCGAACUGAAUGCCAUUGCUGGGCCCUCGGGAGCGGGCAAGAGCACGCUGCUAAACAUACUCUCCGGCUAUACUUACACUGGCUAUACGGGCGAUUUUCGCAUCAAUGGCAAGCGGCGCGAUUUGAAGGCUUUCAAGCCGAAUGUCGCUUUCAUUACGCAGGACACGUCGCUGCAGUCCUUCCUGAGUGUGAAGGAGGCCAUGCAUUUUGCUGCGAAUCUAAAGAUCGGCACACACAUGUCGCCGGCAGCUAAGAAAGAGCGUGUGCUCAGCAUCCUCGUGGCCAUUGGCAUGUACGAGAGUCGAAACACGCACACGGGCAGCCUAAGUGGCGGACAACGCAAACGCCUGGCCAUUGCCCUGGAGCUGGUCAACAAUCCGCCGGUGCUAGUGCUGGAUGAGCCCACCUCUGGUCUGGAUAGCUCGACGUGCAAUCAGCUGAUAACGCUGCUCAAGAAGUUGGCCGUGGAAGGUCGCAAUGUCAUCUUCACUAUUCAUCAGCCCAGCGCCCUAACCUUCUCCAUGUUCGAUCAUCUCUAUGCCAUUGCCGAGGGUCAGUGCAUUUAUGCAGGCGGCGCACAGAAUCUGGUGCCCUUUUUGAGCGCUGUCAAUCUGCACUGUCCGGAGUCAUACAAUCCUGUGGAUUAUUUAAUGGAAAUAGCUACGCACGACUAUGAUGCGGAUGGCGAGCAGCAGGUGGACAGGCUGAUAUCACUCAUGGAUAAUGGACGCAACGAUGAUUAUAGACAAAGCAAAACAGCGCGCGUGGCGCAGUUGGCGACCAUGCGUAAAGUUGAGCAAAUGAUGUCCUCUGGCAUACUGACGCCUGUCACAGCACCCAUUAUGAAUUCUGGCACCGCCUACAAUCGGCAGUCAUUCAACUUUAAGCCUAUGACGACCAUCAAUGAGCUGUCGUCACGCGUCUGGGAGAGUCAAACUAUCAAUGAGGAUGUAGCUAGCAGCAAAAGCGAUGCUAACUGCUGUAAACCGAAGAAAAAGAAACCGAAGCCGACCAUGUCGAUGCCCACAUUGGAGCUAGAUCCGGCCCAACUAUGCAAGCGAGAGAAUAUCUAUGCCACGCCUUUCUAUCGACAGCUGAACAUACUGCUGCUGCGCACCUUUCUGCUCAUCUGGCGCGACAGUUCGUUGACCACGAUGCGUUUCGCCAUACACUUGAUGAUCGGACUUCUAAUUGGCUUUCUGUACUAUGGCAUUGGCAACGAUGCCAAUAAUUCUAUGAACAAUUUUCGUUAUGUCUUCUAUACCAUUAUGUUCAUCAUGUAUUGCGCUUUCUCUGGCAUUCUGGUCAAGUUUCCUCUGGAAUUUCCGAUUGUUUCGCGUGAGCAUUUCAAUCGUUGGUACUCGCUGCGUGCCUAUUAUGUGGCCAUCACGCUAGCCGAUCUGCCCAUACAGAUCAUCUGCAGUUCCCUGUUUAUAGUGCCCACUUAUCUGAUGACACGCCAGCCGCUGGAGCCGUGGCGCUUUGGCAUGUUCUUCUUGAUUGUGUUUAUGACGGCGCUGGUGGCCCAGAGCAUUGGACUGACCGUGGGCGCGGCUUUGAAUUUGAAUCUUGGCGCGAUACUGGGACCAUUUUUUAUCUGUCCAUUUCUGGCAUUCAGCGGCUUCUUUCUGCAGGAGAAGGAUGCGCCCGUUUAUUUGCGCUGGUUCUUUGAUGUCUCGUUUCUAAAAUAUAGUCUAGAUGGUGCUAUGCUCGCCCUAUUUGGCUACGAUAGACAGCGUUUGGAGUGCAACGAGAUGUACUGUCAUCUGUCGCGACCCAAGUUUAUACUCAAGAAUCUGGACAUGGAGCAUGCCAACUAUCAGCUGGCCAUAUUUUUUAUGCUCGGCCUGCUGAUCAUGCUGCGUAUUUUAGCCUUCUAUAUUAUGUCCUUCAGACUCAGAUUGUUCAGAUGAUACGAUAAUGUGCUGAACUCACAUUCCGUUCACAGUUGAUAGAGUUUGUUUUACAUAUGUUUUUUAUGUUUUACCAGAUAUAUAUUUCAUAUAUAUUUAUAUAUGUAUGCAUGUAUAGAGUUGAGCAACUGCGAGUAUAUUUAUGAUUUCUUUUAGCAUUUAAUUGAGUGAACCAUGUGCCAAAGAAUUGAACAGCGUUUAGCAUAAGGAGAAAUCGUGAUAUACAUACUUAUCUUAUCUAAUUGCAGCAAAUAAUAUUUACCCAAUACAUAACACCAAUUCACA
Messenger RNA from Drosophila hydei, 3131 nucleotides. Its product is annotated as ATP-binding cassette sub-family G member 4. Bases 363 to 2846 code for a protein of 827 amino acids. The record is from RefSeq and is a predicted model, not a curated record. NCBI's taxonomy places the organism in Eukaryota, Metazoa, Arthropoda, Insecta, Diptera, Drosophilidae. Gene Ontology annotation, cellular component: plasma membrane. Gene Ontology annotation, molecular function: ABC-type transporter activity; ATP binding; ATP hydrolysis activity. The transcript is spliced from 8 exons.